UGGCGCUGCGGUCCGGCACGCCGGAGCCGCCCGCGCGGGCGCCGAGAGGAGAGGCGAGGCGGGGAGCGCGAGCUGCGGCCACUGCCACGUAUUCCCGGCAGUGGCGGCGGAGGUGGCGGCGCCCGCGGCAGGAAUAAUUCAAGGCAUCUUUACUGGAAAUCAUUUUGUGGAAAUUAUUGAAACAGCCAUUCCUGAAUUUGAAGACAAGGAAGUCCCCCAUCUUGACUACAGGAGUGUGGACUUUUCUCCACGGCCUCUCUGGACACACUGUCUUGCAUCCUCUAGGAAAGAUGCGGCAACUCAAAGGGAAACCCAAGAAGGAGACGUCGAAGGACAAGAAGGAACGGAAGCAGGCCAUGCAAGAGGCCCGACAGCAGAUCACCACGGUGGUGCUGCCCACGCUGGCCGUGGUGGUGCUCCUGAUCGUGGUGUUCGUGUAUGUGGCCACACGCCCCACCAUCACCGAGUGAGCGCCUGGCUGCAGAGGACUCCGUGGGCAGGGAGGGGGAAGCAAAUGCAAAAUGGCUUUCAUGUGCAGAGAUGUUACUGCUGCUGAGCUCUGAGCAGGAACACCCUGCUUCUCUGGUCUUUGACUUGAUUAAAGUUUCUCCACUUUUCUUGGGAGGGAAUAGGGAACGUUUUAUCAGUAAACGUGCCAUACACCUUAUGGUCCACUUCAUGUGCCUUUCAGACUUCAAAGCAGUGUGUGUGUGUGUGUGUGUGUGUGUGUGUGUGUGUGUGUGUUUCUCUCAUAAAUCGAUAUGUAGCUCCACCUGGUAAGAGGAGGACUUUGGGUCAUGAAGCAGCUGGAAUCAGUGCUCACCUCAUUCCCAUUGUUUGGAACAUGCCUCCUACACGUGUUCACAAUUUCCAAAGGGACUGUAUGUCUUCUCUGUGCUUAAUGUGAUUUGAAUAUGUUGAUUCAAAGUGAAAUAUUUAUUUUUUGAAUAAAGGAGAUAAUAGC
Molecule: messenger RNA, 964 nt
Organism: Sciurus carolinensis (gray squirrel)
Lineage: Eukaryota; Metazoa; Chordata; Mammalia; Rodentia; Sciuridae
Gene: Smco4
Product: single-pass membrane protein with coiled-coil domains 4
Exons: 3
Coding region: 291-470 (59 amino acids)
Source: RefSeq, a predicted model, not a curated record